This is a messenger RNA of Paramacrobiotus metropolitanus, 4055 nucleotides long. RefSeq names its product frizzled-4-like. The transcript has 4 exons. The coding region runs from base 1713 to 3818 and encodes 701 amino acids. Gene Ontology annotation, cellular component: plasma membrane. Lineage: Eukaryota; Metazoa; Tardigrada; Eutardigrada; Parachela; Macrobiotidae. Gene Ontology annotation, molecular function: Wnt receptor activity; Wnt-protein binding. Gene Ontology annotation, biological process: non-canonical Wnt signaling pathway; canonical Wnt signaling pathway. The record is from RefSeq and is a predicted model, not a curated record.
AAGCGUGUUGAUAAGCCGCAAGAGUAGAAGCAGACACGUUCUGGCUGAUAAGAAAGCAUCCAGAUGUCGAUAGAUUUCUCCAAAUAUGCCACUCAAAACCAUCCACGGAUAAUAACCCCAAAGCCACACCACCACAGCCAAGACAUUUUGGAAACGCAUGAAAUGCUUAAAAGUGUAUUUUCCUUUCGCGUCGGCAUGUCAAGUGUAUGUUUACGAAAUGGACCAAUGGCUAUAUUAAAAGGGGGCGUUGGUCACUAUAAUAAGGCAAGUGACGCCGGUGGAAUGAUAACGAUAACACGCAUUACAAGGAAAUUGUCAGCGCAGUCUGAUUAGGCUUAUCUACCCGCCAUUAUCAAAAUUUGGGGCACAAAAUUUUUCUCAAUCGAAGGCAAUAUUUUGCAGUGCGUUAUUUGCACUAGCGUACAACUCUUUAUACGUGAGGUUUAUUCCAUUUUCUGCGAUCAGAACCUGGGUCCAGAAUUUUCAAGGCCAGCCGCGGUCGUGGUCACUUCCUUGUGCGCAGACGGCACUGCUCCCUGUACUGUCCCCGCGAUAAUGAAUUAGCCAGCAGUCAAAAGCACUCAGAGCCUCUUUUCGCCGUGGAUGCCCCAGUGAAAAGAUUGUGGACACCGCAAAGAGCGCACGAUGAUCGUUUGAAGAAUAGUUAGAGGAGAGGAAAGACGGGCCUCGCGGGCAAAUGGCAUUGCAUGGAGGAUUAAAAUCGGCUCUGACCGUCGACGCUCUUGAUGCAUGCUGAUGAGUGGAGUCGCGCCAGCCGCGGUCAGUUGCAUAUACAGUUGAGAGAGAAGCCACAGCUGCAGCCGUUCUAUCUGUCCAUCACGCACAUAUAUAUACACAGUCCAAAUUCCUGCAUUUCUUAUUUCCACUUUGUUUUGCCAACGAUUGGAAAGAUCUCUGUCUCUUCAGACCCGCUCGUCGUGAUAAUAUUUUAUGCGCUGCAGAUUACAGCUCAUGGAUUUGAAUAAAUAUUUUUCCAUUUUCAUCCGCUUAAUCGAUAGAUGUGACGGAACGCGAUGAAUCGAUGAUCCUGUGAAGAAUCUACAGUUUAUUUACCACUGCCGGAAUUCGGUCGACUUUCCUCGACUUUUACGUCAGCGUUUUGCCAGUCUAAUUUCCCCUUCUUUCGUUAUCAAUUCGUACGAUAUUUUUCCGGUCAUAUUUAUUGCGGUCAGACCACUUGAAUGGUAACCAUUCUGUGAUUGUACGCGUGGAUGUCAAUUAUCGUUCAACGCGGACAAUCGGCCGCAUUUUUUUAUCAGUGGAGAUUAAUUGUUGAUCUGCACAUACGAUACAUGGCUGUUUAGUUGAUUGUUAUGGCGGUGAUAAUGGUGCCAGGAGAACAGUGAAGGAGUUCCGUGGAAGAUUGUUAUUGCCAGUAUUAUAUUCUGUCUGGUGGCCGCUGAAGAACGCGCACCGCGCAAAAGAAUAUCCCGGCCUGUGCAGAAAGAAAACUGUCUGGGCAUUUUGCAGAUCAUAAAUCGUCCGGCCGCGUUCUACUAUCCUCUCGCCAGUGAUAAUUAUUCUUCCUUUGUGAUUGUUCUGCACAGCCACUAAAUCACCGAGAAUUGCCAUUAAAACAACAGCCAGCAUCACGUUCAGUGUCCGUAAUUAGAUUUAUGCGCUGCUGAUUGGGAUUUUUAGUGUUGUGGACCGUUGGUCAGCACAAGCCAAUAUAAACCAGCCUCCUUGAAAUGGAAAAGGCCAAAGUUGACGCCGGGCCUACCCGCAAUCACCACACGCUCAAUGGACUAACGGACAGUGUCCGCCCUGUGAAUAGAGCCAUCCAUCGCGCAUCAACACGCAUCCACUUCCUGCCGCAUACUGUGCUCAUGCUCCUCAUCAGCCUACUGCAUCUUCCCAUGCAUGCCGCCCAGGCCGAGCAGCCACCGCCGCCCGUUGGCCCGGCCGUGGCCAGCAGUGAAGCGCAGAUUAUCUUCCGUGAAUGGGAUCUCCAGUCGCAUCAGACCUGCCAACCGAUCCCGGAGAAAUCCGGCUGCCGGGUGAUGCCCUACAACGCUACCACCACGCCGAAUUUGGUGGGGCAGUAUGAUUCGCGGGAAGCCGAACAGUCGCUGGACUCGUACAGUCUGCUGGUGAAGAACGGUUGUUCGCCGCAUUUGAAGUUUUUCCUGUGUGCUACUUAUUUUCCCAUGUGCACUACGGUGCCGCCGGUGGAUACGGUUAUUAUUAUUCCACCAUGCAGGGCGUUAUGUUUGGCCGUGCAAGAGAAAUGUCUGCCGGUGAUGCAGGAGUUUGGCUACCCGUGGCCGUCCGCGCUGGACUGCGACAAAUUCCCGGAAGCCAACCGCAAGGACCAGAUGUGCAUGCCGGGCCCGAUUGAAAACGUCCGCCAAUCUUCUCCCAAACCCCGCUCCUCCAGACCGCCGCCGACCUCUCCCGCCCCGCCCGCACCUCCCGACAGCCUCGUCUGUCAUCCCCAUUCCGCGUUCAUUCGCCUAAACGCGUCGCGCGCCUGUGCCUUCGACUGCGACGCCAAUUUCAUCACCACUGAGGAGGACAAACUCACCACCGACAUUCUCCACGGUGUCGUCGCAUCCUUCGCGAUCCUCCUGGGAGGGGCGGUCUUCGGGGUGCUGUGCUGUGCGGCCGUCCGUCUCGGUCCGCUGGAGAAACCGGUUGGCUGGGUGGUGGUGUGUACCAUGGUCAUGUCGACGGGGUAUCUGGUGCGACUGAUUGGGGGACGGUUCCUGAUGGGCUGCACCAUGGAUGAGGAGCAUGGGCGGGCGUACGUGAUUGUCGAUGGGGUACUGGAGGUGAAAGGCUGCAUCGCCGUGUUCAUCCUGCUGUACUAUUUCGGGAUGGCCGCCAGUCUGUGGUGGCUGGUGAUGACGCUGGCCUUCUGGAUGUCCUCCGGAAAGGACGGAAAGGUCCGGGAGAAUCCGGGCUAUAUGAAAGUGGCGCAUCCGGCUGUGUGGCUGACUUCUGCGGCUCCCACCGUUACUGCACUUGUCGGAAAAUAUGUCGAUGCCGAUGAAUUAUCGGCAACAUGCUCCGUGGGCCAGCAGAACCCGCAAGCUCUCCUCUGGCUCCACCUCUUCCCUUUAUGUCUUAUCACGCUCCUGGGCAUUGUCGCCCUGACCCGCGGCGCCAUCCUGCGCCGGCAGCACGCCCUCUCCGACACCAAAAGCAUGAAGACCACCUCCUCCGACACCGGCACCUGCAGCCUCUCCUCCAAACGCCCAUCCCGCCGCCAUCACCAACUCAGCGACCACUUCCUCCUGCCGAAAUGCGCCGUCUUCUUCCCCUCGGCGGUUAUCGUCAUCAUACUCUACAGCGUCGAAUACUUCCACCGCGACACGUGGACAGCGCCCGGCGUCCACGGCCUGCCGGUGGUGUACUACUUAACGCGGGUGCUGAUGCAGUACGCCUUCGGGAUCACACUGUCCAUCUGGACGAUUAUGGCGGCGCUGACGCCGCGGGUCUGUGGGACCGUGGUGAAGAAGCCGCUGCCUAAUCAAGCGGUUCUGCCGCCGCACUACGCCAAUGUCCCGCCGUUCCCGCAUGUGCCGGACAUGAAGGGGGAUUUUACGCGGGUGACGUUGUACGAGAGUAGUUUCCAUCCGUCCAGCAAUGAUUAUGCGUCGGUUAAUAUGCGGGUCCCGGCGCCCACGGAGGUCUCCUAUCCGCCCAGUGUGUCGACGGCGUACCAUAGUGUGGGACAUCUGCACAAUAAUAAACUGGCGGCACAGCAGCAGAAUCUGUUUGCCACGCAGGAUAUGGGCAGGAAGUCCAUGGUGUCCUCGACGCUCAAAGACGGGAGACACGAUUUCGUAUAAAAUUCUCGCGGGAUGUUCCGUGUGCCGAUCGAUAUGUACAGAUUUCGCACCGCUAUUUAAUUGUUGUGCUUUAAAGACGUGUGGAUUUAUCUACUCUGUCACAAUAACUCUGAUUUGCAUUUACUUAAAAGUUGCUCGAUAUGAUGUGUAUAGUUCUUUAUUUUUUUAUGAUUUACCGUACAUGUACUGUAAAAUAUCAUUGAUAAAAUAAACGCAGAAUUUUGCCAGGAACUGAAA